Salpingoeca rosetta is the source of this 2736-nucleotide messenger RNA. RefSeq lists its product as uncharacterized. The record is from RefSeq and is a predicted model, not a curated record. NCBI's taxonomy places the organism in Eukaryota, Choanoflagellata, Craspedida, Salpingoecidae. Bases 1 to 2736 code for a protein of 911 amino acids. The transcript has 14 exons.
AUGACUACUGCACACUUCGAGUCUCACCAGUGGCAACGGAAGCAGAGGAAGCGAUCUCGCUACCCGCAUCACCAGCGCGCACCGCGAAUUGCUGCGCAAGAUCCUCGGUUGGCUUGGCUGAAGAGGAAGACCAAUCACAGUCACGCCCCCGUUGCCGCACACACAGAGACAUACUCCUCCUCCAACACGGCCAAUACCAAGCCACAGAGCGAUGCGGCAGAAGACGGUGCGUCCGUUCCUUCGCCCACCACCUCCUCUUCCUCGCCGGAGUGCUCGGAAGGAGGGUCUUGGAGACGGCCGUCGCUCGACCUUGAGCCUUGUGCCAAGGAGGUGCUGGCUGCCCGGCCAAGCGUUGCCCUCUCGCGCGAUGCACUCACGCCAUCGACCCUCAGUGGCUCCGACUUUGAGGAGCUGAUGCUUGAUGUCUUUGGUGAGGCGGACGAAUGGAGAAGGAUGGGCGCCCAGCACAGUGACAACAGCUGUGACAACAGCUGUGGUGAAAGUGGCCCGUUUGUUGACAGCGCUGUGCACAGCGUGCCGUCGCCGUCGCCAUCGUCGUCACUGGACUCAGCAUCAUCGCCUUCAUCGGCGGGAGGAGAUGAUGAUGGUUACGACAAUGAUGGUGACGACAAUGAUGGUGACGAGGAGGAGAAUAAGAGCUGUGCGACAAGGGAACCGGCGGAACCAGCACACCGCGGCCACUGCACCUCGCCUCCACCCAAGCGCGCUCACCUCAUACGGAGCGGUGCUGAAGAAGAAGCAAAACACACAGCACAAACAACCCCCAUGCAGGAGCGAGGAGAACAACAACAAGAAGCAGCACUCGUAGCAACACAAAGACAAGCGGCACCGGUGUCAACCCCAGACGAGCAACGCACCGUCGCUCAGCAAGUGCAAGGUCAGAGGUUGGAUGAGCUCGUACGCCGCGCUGGAGGCGGCCUGUGUCUUGGCUGCAACAACAUCAAGCCACUGGAAAUCAGGCGGUGCCUCUCCAAGAAGGGCAAGUUUGCAAUCUGCAACGCGUGUCGGAAGACGCACUUGUAUCGGAUCAUGAGAGACAUUCGGUCCUGGAACUCGACACACCGCCCGCAGCUCCAGGCCAUGGGCGUUGCCGAGCGUGACACAGACAGCCUCAUGUGUGCCGCGUUGUCACACGGGUGGCACGACUCGCGCAUGUCCAGGAUUCUGCAUCUUGCCUUGUCAUCCGAUCCGAGGCAUGUGGCGUACACGCUGCUUGCGGACGAACACAUCCAAGAUCUGCGCAAGCGGAUUCAAGAGCUACUGCACACCAUCAGCGAAGGGCCAGACACGGGCGGCAACGCCACCGCACCUGUGGUGCUCUUCUCCCACAUCACGGUGCUGGGACAGCCGUAUUGUGUGGGACUGCAGGCGGUGGUGAGCCGGGCGCAAGACCAUGUUGCUCGGAAGGUGCAGGCAUGUGUGGUGCGAGAGCUCAACCGCGUGUUGGACCUGAAAACCGCACCACCGCCGACAAGCACAACGACAAGCGAGCGCGAUACUGCGCUGCAAUUUGCCCUGCAGGCACACACCCCUUCGGUGCCAUGCUUGAAGGAACGCGACGUCACGAAAGGGAAGCGGUGGAGGAAGACACCAGCCGAACCACAUUGCAAGAGGGCGAAGCAGCCCCAUCUUGCAUCCAUCAAAAAGUUUGAGGAAGGUGUGGAUGCCAUUGCUUGGGAUGCGACACGUGGAAACCCUUGGAGAAGCGGCUGCUACCUUUUACAGACAUUUGAGGUGUGCAAUGCGUGUCGGAAGACGCACUUGAGCAAGGUCAUCCGCGAGAUGAAUGACGUGUCGGACAAUUGGGUGACUCGACUGGACACAGACAGCACACUCGCACAGGCCAUGCUCCACAAAUUCCCCGCAUGUCACCCGAAGGCAGCAACUCAGACCCCACACAGCAGCAGCAGCAAAGAGUCGCGUGGUGCACAAAACGACGAUGACGACAAAGAGCAGCAGCACAACGGUGACAAAGAGACAGACAAGGCCCCUUCAACAAGGCAGUUGAGGCGCACCACCCGCACCGGAACUCGCCGGCAAUUGACGGAGGGCAGCUGGACCGCGCUCGCCGAGACGCUGGCACGACAGGAACUGAUGCAACGGUGGAAAGAUGCGCGGAAAUCGCGCGUGCUGCAGUUGUACUGCCGCUCAGACAUGGUACACGUGCGCUUCACCCUGUUGAUGGAGAAGCAUCUUGAAGCAGUUCGCGCGGCCCUGCUGAAAGAAUGCGCGAAAACACGACACCAGCAAGAAACAAGGGGCCAUGCAUCUUCAGCGACUGGAGACACAUUGAGUGCAACCGACACAGCGUCUGCAACUUCUGCGCGUGCGACGAAGCCUUUGAGUGAUUCAAGCACCACCACCAUCUUUACAAUCAAGGUGCGUGGACAAGUGUUCUCUGUUGGCCCGUUGGUGCUGCCGCGUGCAGCCACUGCUGCGUUCCUUUCACGUGCCAAGCUCAUUGUGCGAGACUUGCUCAACGGCGCCAACAAGGCACUGAUCGCCACCGCCGCCACCACUUCUUUGAGGACCACUCACGCUGGCGAUGACGAUGACGAUGACGAGGAUGAUGGUGGUGGCAGGUUGCCCAGCUUACCGCAGGAGCCACCACAGGAGCCACCGCAGGAUCGCUCGUUUCACAGCAUGUGUUUGCUUCAUGGCUAUGCCAACGAACACCUGGACGUGGCAGACAUUGCCUUUCUCACCGCUGGCUAA